AUGGUCUGUGUUUGAGGCCGUGUUGCAGAGUUUCAGGCAUUGUAUGUUGGAGCGUGCAGUUCCAGUGUCGUUACCGGGGGUAAUGCUGAGAGGGCAGGCUCAGGGUAGAGUCAGUCUGCAUCAGCAUGUGUGUGUCCAUAUGUGUGCUUGUGUGGCUGUGCUGCCCGCACAACAUUUUCCUCCGCUGGAGCGGUCCCUAUUAGCUGCCAUAUUACAGGCAGACACACAGACGGCUGUCUUGGCCUCAGAUGUCUGGUGUUUCCUGGUACGGUAUGGCACGGCCGAGUUGUGUUUUCACCAUGUUCUCCUUAUUGCUCACCUGAUAAGGUCAUGUCCUGGUGAGGGGUAUCAGCUGUUUCACUUGGCCCUGCUGCUUAGACGCCUGCUCUUUCUCAUGACUCCAAAACACCAGGUGGAGUUUGUGGAGCGCUUCCCUCCCUCUCAGGAGGAGAAUGUGUGUGUGUGGCGUCACACACUGCUGAGGUGUCUGUGCAUGGAGGCACGCAAGCAGGUGGAGGAAGAGGUGCUCGCCAGGGCCUCUGUUGUACUGCAGGAAUGGCAGAAUAGUGGCCACAAGCUAGGAGAUAUACCGAGAGUGAACCGAAUUCUGGGCUGUGUGCUGCUGGUGAUGGGAGGUAGCAGCCUGCAGGCGGAGUGUGUGCUGUCUUCUGUAAAGAUCAUCUCUCAGCUGUGGAGUCGCAUGAGUAGCAACCAGGUGCAGGCUCAUCCUCCUCUCCAGUGCACUGUGAAGCUACUCCUGUCAUUAUCAGCUGUUCUGAUCAAAAGUGUAGAGCCACACGUCAUUGUUCAGGCUGUUUCAUGUUUGAGUAGUUUGACUAUCCAGAAAUGCUCUGAUGACCUGCUUUUAGCUGGUUUGGAGUUCCUUGCUUCCAUUGGAAAAGUAUUUUUUCCUCCAAAUAUUCAGUGCCAAGUUUUGCCCAGAAUCAGUGCUCUAUUUAAUGGUCUCCUGACUCACACAUCCUGGCUGAUACUCCAUCAUGUCCUGGAGGCUUUUGGCCUCUUUGCAGAGAUAACCAACCACGAGGAAGUGAUUUCUCAAACACUGACAUCAGAGGAGGUCAAAACCAAAGUGUUAAACUUCCUCAGUAAGACAGUCUCACUGCAGGAGUCUGAGGAAUUGAGACUAGAACGUCUCAAGGGGUGGAGGAGUAUAAUAGAGAAACACUGUGAGCAAAUGGAGAGUGAGAACAGAUCACCUGAACACACACCCAUUACUGUGGAGCCAUGUCUGAAAAGGGCAAGACAGGAGACCAACACAGAAGAGGAGUAUGAGCGAUACCUCCAGACAGCAGAAAGUGCCUUGAAAGCCCUGCAGGCUAUAGAGGGACCUGGCCUCAGCCCAUCCCCUCCAGUGUGGGUCAGAGCCAGACUUCAGGUCUUACAGACACUGAUAACUCAAAUUAACACCUCUACAGAACAGCAGCCCUGAUUCAACCACAAUACCACCUCUACCUCUGGCUGCUUUUAUCACAACACUUGCUUGUCUGUUCCGUACCACUACAUCUGUUGAUAUCACCUAUUUGUAUAGAAGCUUAUAUGCAGAAAGGUCACUCCAAAAGGCUGUUUAAUUGUUUAUUAAACUUUAUUAAAAUUGAUUGUUUUAUAGAUUGUAUAGCUUCUAGUAUUUAUUAUACUUGUGGGUAUUUAAUGGUGCAUUUAGCACUAUGUCAGAAUCAUUGUAAUAAUGAGAUUCUGACUCAACAUGAAUUUAACAUAUUAAUGCCACCAUUCCAUUAUUCUAAUUAAGAAAUACUAGUGCUUGCUGUUGUUGUGAUACUCAGCAGCCAUUUUACUUUUGGUUGUGCGUGAAAAUUAACAUACCAUUUAAUGUAAAGGCAGUUACAUGGUUGUGAGGGUUAGUUACAAUGAAACAGAAGUUGCAUCAGUGUAAUGCUGGUUGUUGUGAUGUGGCUGUUGCCCUCGAAAAUUAAUGUGCACUUGUAGAUGGGUAGGGUUUACACAAAUAAACCCCU
This is a messenger RNA of Pimephales promelas (fathead minnow), 1994 nucleotides long. Lineage: Eukaryota; Metazoa; Chordata; Actinopteri; Cypriniformes; Leuciscidae. The record is from RefSeq and is a predicted model, not a curated record.